Molecule: messenger RNA, 40049 nt
Organism: Amoebophrya sp. A120
Lineage: Eukaryota; Dinophyceae; Syndiniales; Amoebophryaceae
Source: the annotation of a GenBank genome assembly
UUUGGCUCUCCUGUUCUACUUGAGAAAGCAUUUCAUUGUGAGGUAGAGCUCCGGUGGUGCAAUAGGAAUUACAAUUGGUUUUGAUGAGCGAGGAGCGGGCUCCUGCAAUUGGUACUUUUCGUUGAGCGUGGGACGCAAAAAGUGGCGACGUGUCCAUCAAACGAGUAGAGAGCAGCUCCACGGUAUCAUUACAACAAGCGGCCUGCUGCAAAUCGGGGCACAACUUCUGCGUGCGAGUUACGACGUCGGUGGCGCGGGAAAGAAGUGUAGCAUGCGUCAAUAGCGUGAAGAUGGUGCCGAAGUUGUACUUCUUACCAGUAUAACAAAAACAAAUCUUUUUCAUCUUUCGCACUUGUGCUGAAUCUGAAUGUCAAAGACCAUUAUGCAGUGCCGAUAAAAAUGAUACAUUCAUUGAGAUGUCAUCUCAACUCGUGAACUUGGUCCAUCGUCUCUCCUCCUAAAUCAAGAUGAGAAAACGGCGGCGGAAAAAGGGUCGUCCACGGGUGGAGGAUGAAACGCCACUAGUAGUGCAAGCUGUCUUAUCCAAGAAAAAAACUAUGUGAGUGUAAAUCUGUGAUGCAGAAGACGCAAAACUGUUACACUUGUCAUGCCAGACAGCCAUCAAGUCUUCUUUCCAUCUGUGUUGUCCCUUACAAGCCACGCAUAUCAGGUUUUCUCUGUCAUGGAGCGCAUCUGUAAUUCUGUCAGCCAAAGAGAGUUACACUAACACAGUUUUUUUCUUGGAUAUGUCUCGACGGUUGCCACCAUCUUCCUGCUUUUUUUCUGCGUAGUAGACGUCGCUCGCAUCAUGAUCAUGCCCGCGACCUCCCGCGGGCAGCUACUGCUGCUUCCGACAUUCUUCUGCCGCGCUCUCGAGGAUUUCGACAUUACCCUCCCCGACUUCGGUAAUGAUGAUAAUCUAGGCUCUUGGGGAGACGUUGUGGGAAAUGACAACGAGGUCGACUUGAGCAACAUGCUAUGAUACAUGCAAAUAUAAUCGAUCUGGGUCUGGAAAGAAUGUUGGAACUUGUCAUGCUGUCUCUCGAUUGUAAAAAAAUCUGUAUUGCAUGACCAGCAAGAGAGAUCCGAGAGAUCCAGUUUGUGCCGCGCGGAGAGGGAAUUGGUCAUGCGGAAUAAGCAGCAGCUGAAAUACCCUCUAAAAUAAAUCUGUGAUGCUAGGUCAUCAUGCGUGACAGACAGGCAUCAUGGGUCGUCGUACGCAAUAUGCAUGACAAACCUGGCAAUUCUCUCGCAGACGCAGACGUAUUUGCAAUCCAUACAUGGACGCGGAGCAGAAAGUUGCCUUCGAAGACGCGCUAUGCAAUACAAAGGUAUCGCACUAAGUAGUAUAAAACGCAUGACAAAUUUCCUCAGCAACAUGGGAAAUGACAUUUGUAAUGCGGAUCUAACUUGGCAAAGAAAUUUGCAAUGCAUAAAUGCGAUUAGUACAAGUGCGAUACUUUUGCAAUUCAUACGCGCUUAACGAGUACAUGCAUCCAGAUGUCGAUAUGGAUGUGUCAGAGUUGAAAUCGACAAAGUUGAAAUAAUUUGUCAUGCAUAGAAUGGAUGCCAGUUGGAGCCCAGUUUUCAAGUGGCGCAUGACAAAUUUCGGCGGUCCCUAAAUCCAGCUUGUCAUGCUGUUUAGGCAAAGAAGAGUGGUUUUCUCAUGCUACUUUAGCAGCUCGAGCUGUAACCCCAACCAGGCUUACAAUCGGCCUCACUUGCCUGCUCUGCAACACACGCGCCUCGGGUCAUGCAUUUCAUGCAUUACAAAUUAUUUCAACUUUGACGAUUUCAAACCUGACGCUUCCAUAGUCGACCUCGCCAUAUUACAACGAAAAAUGCUCCAACGACCCCAGAACCAAUUGGGAGUAUUUGUAUUGCAAACCUUUCCAAGGGAAACACUCGCCGGUUUGCAUUUAUCAGCAUCUUUACAGAUGAUUUUCAAUCGUUUAUGGCAAAUAAAAUCUGUAUUGCAAAAGAUCCCAGCAAGAGCGGCGCUUGUCAUGCGUCACGCGAUGGCGCUGUAUAGUACGACUAGACUCUGCACCAGAAAGAUUCAUCGGUCCAUUCAUGCAAAACAAAAAGUUUUCAUUUGGAAACUUCGCAUCACAAAUUGUUGCAACUUGUUUCGGCGUGGGGGCAUUUUUCACUGUAAUGCGCCAAUGCGCAGCAGUAUGGAUGUGUCAGGUUUGAAAUCGUCAAAGUUGAAAUAGUUUGUCAUGCAUAAAACGGAUACCAGUCAGGCCUACUGUUUGUAGUCGGUGCAUGGCAAAUUUUCCCGGUCCUGGAAGCGAGUCUGUCAUGCGGUUUAGGGCAAAAGAGCUGCCUUCUGUCAUGCUAGUUAGCAGUCCAACUUUUGACGAUUACCAGGACUAUAAUCUGCCUCCCGUGGGUCCUCUGCAAUAGAGUCACUUUUUGUAUCGCAUUUUAUGCAUGACAAAUUAUAUUCAACUUUGACGAUUUCAAACCUGACACAUCCAUACGCAGAGCGAUGUGCAGGAGUGGAUGGAUCAUGUUGGUGAUGGCGAUGGUAUAUGAACUGCAAAAGUACCGUACUCGUCGUACUAAUUGCAAUCAUGUUCAUGCAAUACAAAUCGUUUCCAGCGAGGCAUAUCCGCAUGACAAAUUUUGUUUCUCAUGCUGGGCUAAUUUGUAAUGCAAUUUAUACUAGCGCGAUGCUUUUGCAACUCAUAUGGUCACGACUUUGCGGAGGACUACAACGAAGCACUGGUGGAGCACCAGAAAGAGGCGGACACAAACUUCAUCCAUAACCUAGCAGACAACCACGCCCCGGCCGGCCGGUUCUCGUGGGGCGACCUGUCGGACAUGGCGAACGACGACGGCGUAUUGUGAGGAAAAAUCCCCCCAUUUCCAUAUUUAUUAUAAAAGCGCAUCCUUCCAAAGAAUAAAAGUUUCGAUGCAGAUUUGUAACGACCACGAUGAAUCCUGUCUGUCUUGCAAGACGGCAAAUUCAGAGAGCCCGCCGCGUUAUGCGGGCGGUUUGUAAUCAUGUUGUAAGGCCGCGGCCUACAGGGCAGGAGACGUCUGCCAUGCUAGACGCCUACGCGAAGUGAAUCCCCCGGCCUAGUAGGCUCGGGAUCUGCGUGCAGUCCUCUACCGCAAGGCAAAUUCGAUUUGUGUACACACAUCCCGCAUGAUCGUAGAUUUCCAUUUUGAUUAUAUUGGGCGGGGGGAUGUUUCAUUUUGAUAUGGCGCGCCGGGCCACGUCUCGGAGAAAGAAUGGGUAGAAAAGGGAGGGGAUCCCGAUGUCUUCCACCUCAUGGCGGGACCGGAUCAUGAGCUGACGGAGACCGACUUUGAACGCCACGGUCCCAUCAACAUGCUGGAUGGAUCGUAUGAGAGUGGACAACAACUCCCCCUACUUCCCCUCGUUUGUCAUGCAAACUGCCCAGUGGUCCAUGUAGUAGUAGUAUCUAUCAGUUUGCACGAUUCGCAUGGCAAGUUCUUUCGGGACGACCAAAAACAGCACUACAGUCUUCGAUGUGAAUUUGUCAUGCAAAACCUGCAUUCAUCUCCUCGUCGAGGCCGAUGCUUGUAUUGCUUCUCCUGCCCCGGCACAAAUGAGGGGGACGAGUUGUGCACUCCCAUAGAAGGAAUGACAAGUUUAGUCCGGACGAAUUUGUCGCGGCCUCAUUCGUAUGAAUUGCAAAAGGGUCGUACUCGCACUCAUUGCAGCUAUGCAUUUAAGUACGAAAUUCAGUUGUGAAGGAGAACGAGAAGGUUAAUCCGCAUUACAAAUUGGAUUUGUAAUGCUGACCCAAUUUGUAUUGCAAUUAAUAGUACUACCCCGAUAGUACUUUUGCAAUCCAUAACCCAAAGCGCACUUGAUGGGGCAAGUCGGCCAUCACGAUACGCUAUCAAAUGCAAAAAUGUCUGGGUCUGGAAGACUGCGAGAUUUGUCAUGCUUGUCUGGGAUGACCAAAAAGUUUGUGAUGCGUGUCCAAGAAGAAACCCUUUUGCCUGUCAUGCAAAAACGCAGUUUGUCAUGCGAAAAACGCAACACAAAGAAGCGCAGAUAUUUCUCAUGCUUGGCUGUGCAUUACAGAGCACUCCCUAUUCGCGACGCAGCAUCACAAGUUUCCAGACCCAGACAUUUUUGCAUUUGAUAUACGCUCAGCUCGAACGACCUGGCUGGCAUGUACGACACUGAUGGCGACUAUCAAAUGCAAAUAUCGUCAAUCUGGGUAAUUAUCUGGAAGAAUGCAAACAACUUCUGAUGCUCAUUGUGGAACAGAAAAUAAUUUGUCUUGCUGCUCUUGCAUAGUCAGGGUCGGCUUUAAAAAAUGUUAGUAAUGGUUUUUCUCGAUAAACCUAAGUGUUGGCCUAAGUGAAUCCUAAGUAAAACCUAAGUGAAACCUAAGUGUUUUUGUGGAUUCGCGGCUGACGCAGAGCCGCGGAAUUGUGAAUCGGAAGAGGGCUCCAGCGGAAACAAAAAUUCCGCGGAAAUAAAACAAAUCGGGGCGUAUGGGCGCGGUGCAGGUACGUUUUAGCGGGCAACAGCGUCGGAAUAUGUUGUCGGCGUGGAAUGGGCGCAAUGGCGUGGAAAAAUCCGCAUACUAUGGAAUUCCUCGACAGUCAAACAGAUUCAUUUGGAAUCGAUUCGAAGUAGAUGGCUUCGAGAUUUCCAGAAAACCGUUUGCAGUUUCGCAGCACAAUCGGCAACCGGACGGAAAACCAACGACCGAACUCCGAGGCCGGACGAAGCAUGGAAGCGAUUCACCAAGCCUAUGCGGUGCUGAAGAUUUCGAGUUCGAAAACGCAUCCACGACAACACGAAUCGAGCUAAGAGCGGUACCGAGAUUAUGUUUUGAGAUAGCGCGCUUUAUUGAAGCCCGUUGAAUUAUCAUCAUGCAUGAGAAACUAUGAGAAUGGGAAUGAAUUUCUUUGCGUCGCAAGUUGAUUCAUAAACUUAUUACAACCACGAGGUUUGCCGUUCGGGUCCGUCGCAAAGUCGAACAGCCGCGGCAUUCAUUCUCGGCACCGAAAUCUUCACAGCGAUGCUUGACAAACAGAAGGCGAAAGCAAUUGCGCGCCCGCUUGAUUCAGAGUGAUAUGCGACGCGCAAACACCAGCUACAGUUUAUUUCUGCAAUUUUUGCUAGUAGCGCGCCGCGCUUUAUUGAUUGACUUGGUGGCUGAGGCUGAGAAGCGUGCAAAGAAACGUGUCUUACUUUGGGCUAACCACAGAAACAAACCCACACCCUCGCCGUCAUUGUGUCAAAUGAAUCCGAUGGCGCAGCUUAGCAUCAGCGGCAGCAGCUGUGACUUGUGUCCUUGAUAUUAGGCGCAGCCUUGAUCUGAAAAAACAAGCUCGCUGAUCACCCGCUGCAGUUCUUGAUCUGAAAAACCAAGCUCGAGCGAGUGACAAGAAAAAUGAAAAUGAACAGCCUGAAUGCGAUCCACAGCGCACUACGUGCGACAAACUAACUAGCUCACUUCUCGCUCUCGAGCUCAGCAGCAGAAAACAGAAAGAAGCAAAUGAGUCCAUCCUUCUCAGCUCACGAAUCCAUCUGUCCCCCCGCAUUACAAAGAAAUUCGAUGUUCUCCGUCGUGCCUUUGGUUUUGUGGAUACAGAUCCUGUGCGUUGUUUCUUGGACCGUAGAAGUGAGAAUUUUUUUGGUGGAUAGAGAGCUUGUGCGUUGUUUCUUGGACCAUAAUAAAAGUGAUAGGCGUCAUAUCUGCAACAGCGUCACAAAGUGUACUUUUUUCAUCGUCUACGACCGCGUUUUUUCUAUCGUCUUUCGCCGUCGUUGCCAGCGCCGUUUUUUUUCAUCGUCUGGACUGGUUGUAUGUCAGCCCGCUUUUUUUGCACCGCCAGGCAUGGAUGUUUUGUAUGUUAGGCCCGGGAACGUCCGUGUCAGGUAUCGCGGGCGGAGUGCAAGCAUUGACUCUUGAUGGCCGCCUCUACUAGUACAGUAAGCGUGGUCGAGCUUUUUUAAUUCAUGAAAAAAACCGGCUGCACUCCCAAAGUUCCGGCACGCCAAGCCCCAUGUUAUGCUAGAAAUCCAAUGCAGUCCAAGUGCUUGGCCACUUUUUGUUUUUUCAACCCGGCAUUGAUUAGCGCAUGCGUCGGUUCUUUUUUUGAUUCAGCCCGACCGCUUAUGCAAAUUUAUUUGUUAAUAGCAGCAGCAUCCUGGGCACGCUCUGGCAAUGGCCGGCCUGAUGCUGCGUUUUCGUUUAGAAUAGCAUCGCUGUUACUUUCGCUUAUGCAGGGCCGCGCAAUAAUAAUAAAUUUAUUUGGUAGCUACUCUCGCAAAUAGAUGCUCCUUUUCUCAACCUCUCGCCGCUAGAUCUUCGUUUUCUGAAUAUAAAUUGGCUCUACCUCUAGCAGCUAGAUCCAUCCAUCUUCCUUUUCUAAAAAAAAACAACAUAAAAUGAGCGUGAACCUAAACGCGUGCACCCUGAACAAGUGCGUCAUCGUGCAGCUGCAAGCCACGAGCACGCGUCCGCGUUCGUUGAGCGCGGAUUGUCCCGCCCCUGGAGAAGAUACACCCUCUGAUGCCGGAUUGGGCGAUCCGAUCGGCCUCGCGUACAUCGCGCCGCCGUUUCCCGAGGUACGCGACGAGGACUCGGCGUCGGCAGGCUCUGCGGUGGAAGUGCGUAAUUUGCAGGAGGAGGGCGGAUUGAUGGUAUGAAGUAUAUUAAUUUCACCUAUCUGUUCCCUGCUUCUUUCUUUUCGUUCGGCAUAGGUCAUUGAUCCACGACGCGUUGCUUGGUCGGGACAUUAGCAGCAUGCUACUAACUUUGCACUUUCGACAAAAGUUGUGACUCACUUCGUUUUUUAAUAUUUAUAUUGAUUUGCGUCGCUUUUUUUUGCAUCAAGCAAUAAACUUUUGCAUGUGUUUUUCGCUUACUUUUUACAUUGUUGUGGUCAAACUGAGCCAUAAUAAAUUGACUCACUCUCACACUCUUCCCAGGUCGGCGGCGCACUUGACGCGCUCCUACCCGGGAUCGCAACGCUCCUACCCGCGCUCCUACCCGGGCUCGCAGCGCGCUCCUACCCGGGCGGGGUAUCUUUCUGCAUUUGCACUCGUAUGACAGAAACAGCAUGAAAAGGCUUUAUUCCUUAUGUUUCAGAACUCCACAUGAAAGAGCUACUAACUUGCAUGUCAGAGCUCCACAUUUAUUGCUUGCGUUUCAUAGUAAGUUACUUACUAGACAUGAAAGCAGCGUACGCGCUGCCCUUCUAUCUUCGGAAAAAAAACUACCAAACAGGUUCCGACCGUGGCGGACGAUGUCGUGCUGGCGGAUCUGAUCAACAUGAUCCAGCGGCGGUUUCGCACACCGCAUCUCCCGGAGGCAGACCUGGCCGACGUAGUGGAGAUGUCCGCCCCCAUCCUGCGCCCCUUCCUCGUGGAGUUGGAGGCGCAUGCGCUCGCGAUAUCGGACGAGGGAGUGCUCCUCUUUGAGCGGGCGGUGGAAGGUGCUAAAACUACCUUGGUUGUUUUUGGCCUAUUCAUCAUGUAGAAAGAGACAUUACUUAGAAAAGCAAAUUUAUUUUAGUAGUCUAUGAAUAAGCUGCAUGGCGCUGCUCCUGAGCUCCAGGAUGUGGUCGGUGCUAAGCAAUGGACGACUCCCCUGCUUCCACAGGUAUCGUCGACUUGUUGUACCGGCGCGCGUCUUCCAGCACCGGGUCGCCGAAGCGGCCACAACAAGCGGAGCAAGAAGUGGCGGGGGCGGCGGAACAGAGCGGCAAGAAGCGGCGCAGUGGAUCAUGAGAAGAGUGGCGCUAUAUGUGAAAAAAAAAGUAUGUAAAUUACGAAAAGCAAGCAACUCCAUCUGGGUGAUGAACAAAAUUAAUAAGGUGACGCCAUGCCUAUAGUUUAUUGGUGGUCGAAGUAUGUUAGAAUAGCAGAAAAAUCGCGACUCGAAGUUUACAAAAUAGGAAUAGGUGGGUUGAUAGUCGUGCUCGCCCACAAUAGACACAGCAAAAAAUAUCUGUGUCGCUUAGCACGAGUUUUCAUAUCGGUUUAAGAUUGAUACCAAUGAGUUUACCAAUGAUUGAAUUUGAUUUCACGAAAACAAAACUAACUGAAAGCGAAUCCAUCGCAGCAAGCCUACCAAUGGAAAAGCUUAGUAAUAAAAAGCUCUGCUUCUGCCCUCGAUCGCAAAAAAAUUCUGAAAAAGAAAGGGCGGCACUACCGAAGGAAAAGAGAUGCACCGGGCACCACUCGAAAGAACUCCGCUGUAUACUAAGUGUAAGUUGAAAACCUUAUUUCAUCUGAGGCCGCCCGUGUCGCGCCGCAACAAAUUGAAGCGAGGCGAUUACUAUCGCUUUCCUGUGCCUGUUUCUGUCCGUGAGUUACAGAGCCAGGAGCUAAUGUCUGUAUGUCCUAAAGUAAAGUAAAAGUGGUCCUUGCGUCACGCAUGGAUCCGCCAGUUUUCGUAUGUGAUUGGAGGGGUCCGCUACUUUGUUUUCGUAUGUCAUUGGAGGGGCGCUAGCCUCGUGUUGGUUCGCUACCUAGCGCAGCCCUUCGGCAAGAGCGACGUUUUUUUUACUAGGUAGACCCAGGGACUGCGUUGCUUCGCCGGUGUUUUCUUGUCUGUGCGUUUUCCCGGUCCAGGGUUCCACCUCCCUUCUUUGAUUUUUGUUUUCGCUGCUAUCGUGUCUUUUUUUUUCCUCUUCGCAAGAGAGGAGUAGUUUUUUCUCAGAGCGUUUUUUUUUUGCCCAGAGCCGAUGUUUUUUUUCCAGAGAAGUACGCUCGUCCUCGCGUGAGAGGGUCGCUAUAGUUGCUAACUUCUGUUUCUUCGUCCUCCAAGACGCCAAUGAAAAGCGUCACAGUAUGCGAGUCGAUUUCUGCACCAGGAGCCAGAAAAUAAGAUGCCCUCGCGCUUAUAGGCAGGCGCGGUCGCCGCGUUUCGUCUUGUUGCGUCUGCGCUUUUCGACCUUCUGGCUGUACGACACGGGUUUCUGCCCGCUGGAGCUCACUUCUUGUUCGCGGAUCUGCUAGAGACGGCGCCACCACCUGCCCAAGCGCGACGGUAUCGUCGUUCCGGACGCUCGGAAGGCUCGCGAGCGUCGGAGUUUGCAAAUAGCCCGUAGAAUGAUCGGCAUGGCUGCAGCAGUACCCUCCGCUCAUUGGGGUGGAGCUCUCCUUGACUUCCUUCGCUGCAGUGAGAGGAGACACACUCGACUCGUAGUAGGAUCUUCUGUCGACAAAGUUCACUAUUAGUUUUGUUCUAUUUGUAUAUUAGCUGUAGCUUCCUGUUCGUUCCUUUUGUAUCGAGUCCGGGGUGUCUCCAUGGAUGCAUGUGGUCUGGAUCUACGACUUGUGAUGCCAAGCAGAAGUCUCAGGCAGUGCCUGAAUCCGGAAGCAGGGAGAUCGAUGUUUUUCCAGAGGAUGCGCAAACCGCCACCCUGCUCAGCCGCUCGCAAACAUCGCUGCCGCUGCUCGUCGUGCGGUGGUAGCGCACCAGGAAUCGUCCUCGGUGGAAUCGUCAGCAGGCGGUGAGUAUCAAAUGCAAAAAUGUCGGGGUCUGGAAGAUCGGAACUUGUGAUGCUAACUUUGGACUCUAUCUGUAUUGCAUGGCCAGCAAAUGGAGUCUAGUAGUUCGUGCUACGCGGGGAGGGCGUUCUUCUUUCAUGCGGAGUAGGCAUCAGGAAGUCCUCUCAAAAUCUGUGAUGCGCGGUUGUGCAUUACAGACGUCCAUCCUGGGUUGUCAUACAAAACAUGCAUGACAAAUCUCAGAGUCUUCCAGACCCAGACAUUUUCGCAUUUGAUAGUGAGCCUCCGGCGCCAAUUGGGAAACCGCGGCCGCGCGCCAAGGCGGGUGGAAAAGCGAAGCCGGUGAUGCGAAGAAAAAUGCGGGCACGAGAGGCCACACCUCUUGCAGCGCGGGCGGAGGAGAAACGAAAACAAGAGAACAAGCGGCGAAGGCGCCGCAAAAACAGGGCGCUCGGGGCUGCAACGUCUUCGGCGGCGUCGUCAGAAACUUCUCGGUCGUCUUCUUCUACGGAUUCGGAGAGCAGUCGGAGCAGCAGUUCCGGGUCCGCAUCGCGAGCAGAAUCAUCGCGAUCUUUGAGUUCAGCGCCCUCGUCCGAUGGAGACGGCUCCGGCGACGGCGGUUCACGUAUCUGACAGAAAAACGCUAGCUUCUCAGCAACGAACUCUUGCUCGUUGUAGACCCAGUCUUAAUAUAAGUAUAACGAAGUGAAGAAUAGGGCAUGGGUCAUCACCUGCGUGCUCCAAAACAAUAGGAAUUAUCUGCAGCUUGUAAUGCAGACCCGGGACGAUUUGGACUUCGCACUUCAGUCAUGCAUGGGGAGCAGCAGCAGCCGUCUUUGUCCUGCGGGAGUCAGCAAGCAGAUUCAUAUAAGCUAGCAAAUUUCUGUGAGAUAGCGCCGCGUAAACGGAAAACAAAACGAAACAAGAUGGGGAGGUUUUGCAGGAUGUCGAAGCAGCGCCGGCGGAAGAAAAAGCAGAAAAAGAUCCGCAGGUAUGUCGAGAAGUAUUUCAACUACCGCAGCAACCCCCGAACGGAUGGGUACCUGAAGACUGCGAUGCUUUUGAGUGACUUCGCGGUCACAGCAAGUCCCAAAGCUUUGCGCGAAGCAUACAAAAUUGCAGGGAAGUGCGCAGUGAUGACGCGGUUUUGCGUUGACGGAACGUCGAGGGGCACCAGGACGAAGAAGCGGACGCUCAACCCGAGCGCAAUGUGGACGGUCUGCCACGGCAGCUGCUGGUUUGCUGUCGACGGGGAAGAGCCAAAUAAAUGGCCACGGGUUCCGAACCUUCCGAUACACAUCCACUACAAGCCCCCGCAUCGCUUGAGCCACCACCCGGACCUUUUGCCGCACGAGCGCGAUGCCGUCCGCCUCGCAAACACCGUGAUGUCGUACGGACUAGAGUUCAAUGGUAUUUCCGACCCCUUUGCCGCAAUCUUUUCCGGCGAUGGCGCCGAAAGCGCAACUGUAAUGUGCUCCAUCCUCAUCGUCGAGCAUCGUAUGGAGCGGGAGUGCCCAGCCUUGGUGUGGUUGCCGAUUUUUGUACCUUGCGACGAGCACAGCACGGCGAACAUCGGCAAGCACGCCUCGCAGUUACUCGGAACUACAACGUAUGCAUUGCAGAUAUCUAGUUCGGGGUCUGGAAAAGAAACUUGUGAUGCUAAAACGUGGGUGACGGAAACAGCUGUGAAUGCAGCCAAGCGUGAAAACUUUCUAAAACGUUUUCUCACAGGCAGCCAGCGUGAGAGAUUGCUUUUCUGCAUGACAAGAACAGUUGCAGCUUUUGUUGGUUAUGCCGGGGAGCAACUGCAAGCCAGCAUUACAAGACCAGCAUUACAAGUUCCACGUUUCCAGACCCAGACGCUUUUGCACUGGAUACGACGAAGCUGGACAUGCCGCUCAUUGAGAAAAAGACGUAUCUGCAGGCGAGGCAGAUGAACAUGAGCUCUGCCACCGUUCGCGAGAUCGUAGAGAAGCAGGCCGACAAGGUUGUGCAGAUUCGGCCGGGUUAUAACGGCCUGCCCGGACAGGAGGCGGCGCACAGGCUAAAGAACCAACACGCCAUCGGGUCUUGGAGCCGGUUCCUGGAGCACAUGCGUGAGCGGGAUCUUGCGAAAGCAAUGGAGGACGCAUACGUGGAGCUGGACCCGGGUGGAGACGGUGUCCCGCUGAAAAUAUCGGUGCAGAGCAAGGAACAGAAAACAAACGUUGUCAAGGCCUGGGUAGCCUUGUACAGACUGCUGAAGCAGCCCACCCACCAAAGGUGGCUGACUUUUGGUCGCGCCUGCCGCCGUCUGGCCGUGAUUGACGCACUCGGGUACACAGAAAUGAUCUUUUCCGCGGGCGACAAUGCUCCACAUUACCUUUCGGUCGAGGAGUGGAAGUUGGUGAAAAACAACAAAGGGCUGCAGCAUGCCUGCUACAGAGUCGCGCAUCUUCUGCUCGGGUACCUUGCCAACCCGCUGGACGAUUUUUCGAGCUUCUCGUUUCUGAAGAAGCGGCACACUUACGAGACCAACGUGGAGCUUCAGCGGACAGCCGAGAAACGCUUUCGGAAAGCGUUUCAGGUCCUGCAAGAGGAGACGCAGAUUCUGGAGGAGAUGCAGUUUGUGACGCUGCGCGAAGCUCUCCUGACGAUGGAAAAGAAGAAGGACCUACUCGCGAAGGCGCAGCACGCCCUCGUUGCGGAGGCGGUCAUGUUCCACAUGAUCAUCGCAAGCGUUGAUCGCUGCCCGUUCCAGAAGUUUUGUCUCGAAUACAACACCGCCGCGGCUUUGGAUAACGGUUCACCGGAAGCGGGCCAGGAAUCUCAGCGCUCCACCUAUCUUCGCAAAUUCCUCUUCCACGCUCCCGAGUUCCCAGAGAAUUCGUGCGGCUCUGUGUGUUUGACCAUCUGGAGGAAGCAGUUGCUUCGGAUCUCGGAUCACAGCCGGCGAGUAAAAUUCGUUGACAUGGUACUGGCUGGGAUGUGCCAGUGCCCGAGAACGCAGGCGACCGCAGAACAAAAGCUAGGACGGGGGAAAUUGCUGCAGCAGGAGUUCCAGUCUGCCUACCGUGGCAUACUGCGGAUUUCUUCCAUUCUCAUCCGGCAGGACGCCUUGCGGGGGCGCUUGAAUGCGAAGGACUACAAGAAAUACGGAAGCGAGCCCUCUGACGGCGAUUUCGAUCCGGAUCUCUCAUCUGGGUCGGAGUUGUUAUCGCAGUCCGAGUCAGAGCGAUCCGAUUCCACAUCGAAGUCGCCGGUCCUUCCGGGCGGAUACACUGCUGCAGAGCUUGCAAAGAAGAAGCGCGUCGUCAGUGUUUCGAACUUGUACAAAAAAGGGAAAACGGGCAUUGUUGGCCAGAAGUUUAUAUCCUGUGCAAAAGUAUCGUGCUCGUAUUGCAAUCAUGCAUUACAAAUGUUUUUCUUAAGGCAAAUGCGCAUUACAAAUUUUUAUUUUAUUUUUCAUGCUGAGGAAAUUCAAAUUUGUAAUGCAUUUGCACGAGUGCGAUACUUUUGCACUUCAUAGUUUAAAGAGGAGAUGGAUAAGGAUCGCGUCAAUCUGCAGCAGCAGGUCGAGCAGCUGCGGGUUCAGCAGGUGAAGGCGCAGGAAAAAGCGGAGGCAGAUUACUGGGCGGAGAGACAGAAGCGUGUGCGGGCUGAAAUAGAGAGAGAUGACCGCGCAUCAUGCCAGCUGCGGUACUACAGCAAACUGAAAGAGCUGACGAAGCUCCACUUCUACGCCAACGUGGGGACGGGACAGAAUAAACGCAAGAAGGCACACAGGAGCGACAAGAACCCGGAGCUGCAGUACAAAAAGAGCGAGCAGCGCGAUGAUCUGCGGGCGCGGUUGUAUGGCGAAAAAAUCCCGGGCCUGGAAGAAGCCCGCGGCAUAGUCGCGACGGAGUUGUACCGCUUUCCACCGUCCGGGGUCGAGCGCUUAUGCGCCUGGGUCCAAACCUCCCGGUCAUGUAAAGAGAAUUGGGGAAAGCUUGCGGCCUGGAUAUACGAAGUGCAGGAGCGGCGGCGCGAGGCAGUGGAGGUUGGUGAGCUGUUUCAGAAUCAGAUGCCGUUGGUUGACGAGUUUUUUUCCUCCCGACCCGAAAAUGCCAUUUUGAUCGAGUUCUCCGUCGGGGUGCGGCCCAAGGGAAACGGCGGGGAAGACACAGCACCGGGCGGCGGCCAACAGCAGCAGCAGAGCGCCGAUCUUGUGUUCGUCCCCGCAAACAAAAUCUUCAAAGACGCUGCCUGCUUUCCGGCGUACUGCCUAGUGUACUACAUUUCGCGCUCACCGUACGCCUUCGGCGGCGUGAUGGUGAGCCCGAUUUACGACGCGGAGAAGGACCUCAAAGAAGUGCGACUGCCGGAGACACUUGCGGCGGACGCGUUUUUCUGCUCACCCGAGUACAGAAACCGCCUGCGGUUCUUCGACCAGAAGAAAAUCCGCCUUCAUUCCGUGCGGCUUGAAGGCGGUGGCGUUGCAGCAGUGGAAGAGAGUUUUACUGUGCAAAUUCCCAGAAGCGGCGAAGUCGAGCUGGUGCAGAAAGCAGACAUCGACUUUGGCAGCAGCGACGAAGAUAGCGGGAAGAGUCUGGGCGGUUCUAACCGUCGGAACCCGCUGAUGGCCUGGGAUUCUGUUCUACCCGAAAAGCCAAAGGUAGCCGGUCUUGCGGCUCGCAAAGUUAAAUCGAAAAGGCCAGAAAACGCGGCUCCGCCUGCGCGGAAGCUUGCGGCCGAGCGCGAGGUCUCCACGUCGUCGUCCGCAGCCACGUCGUCCGCCACCUCCAGCAGCGCAGGCCCAGGUCCAGGCUCCGCGAGUGAGAAGGAAGGCUCCGCGAGUGAGCAGGAGUCGAGUGGUGAAGAAAAGGACGCCGUGCGCGGAAUCCCGGAAGCCCGGGGCCAAUACCUGCACUUGCUUUCGACGGCAGAGCGGAAGCGUCGUCUCCGUUCAGAGAGAUUAACAGUUCGGCAUGGCGCAACCGACCGGGGCUUCUCCAUAACAAUAAGCAGCGAGAGGAGCGUCAAGGUGGAGCCGUUGGAGCCGGUCUACCGCAAGUACCUUCCGGUCUUGUGCGCUUUGCCACAGUACGGACAGUCGAUCCGCAAGAUCCUCGGCCUUCGGUCUCAGCUCGGCGUGCGGACAUUCAACUACCAGCUGAAGCGGGAGACUUCCGACACCGCGUGGAAGCUGGCGAGGCUGUACGCCUGCCGCGUGUCUCUCCUUCUGGACGUAGCUCUCAAGCGUGGCGACGUAACGCAAAAGUUCGGGACCGCAGAGGAGCGCUUGAAGUACAUCCAGAGCGAGCUGGAAAAAUACGCCCGCCCCCUGGCUUCCAUAGUUGGUAGCAAACUCGGAAAGUAUGGCCGCGUGGCCACCUACACCAGGUUGAAGGAGGUUACGUUGGGUACGGUGACCACCCUGACUCAAGUUGCGGUCGCGCUGGAAAAGCACCGCGCCGCCGCAGCGGCUGCUGCAGCGGGCGCCGCGCGGGGGCAGGCCCAGCAGAAGCAGAAUCCGAAAAAACAGCACGCAAAGCCGAUAGGGAAGCAGGCGGCCCAGCCACUGCUCGCAGCUUCCGGAAACGAGCCGAGCCGGACUGCGCCACCCCCGGCGGCGGCUCCGUCCGCGCUGCCGGGCAGCAUUGGACGCACGGCACCCACGGCGCGAACAGGUGCAAAGCCGGGAGUAAAGGCUAAGCCGAAAGCGGGCGGUAAAGCCAAAGCUGGAAGUCGCGCUAUCGUGGCGCCGGGGGCCGGGCCCGCGCCGAAGCAGCCAGCAGCCAAAGCGCAACCGCGAGAGACCCUUUUGCCGCCGGAAUGACACCAGCCAGCAGCCGUCGUGCGAACGAGAGACACCAGAUGCAAGGUUUUUUUGGGGCGUUCUGCUGAUUUAUUCAACAUUUUAUGAGGCGCUAUGGUAAUUCAACGCGUUUGCAAUACGAGAGUGCCCCCCGAGGAUAUUGAAGCGCGUCGUGCUUCGUUAUCAUUGAAUGGAGAGCUUUGCUGGAAGCAUCAAUCAAUCAAGCUCAGCAGCAAUUUAGACAGCGAUCCAAAGAGCGAGACAGACCGCGAAAAGGAUUUGACGAAGCAUUACUAAAACGAAACCACUUUUGAAAGACCGACGACAAGGUGAGGUCUAUGGUAUGGCGAAUGUGAUCUCUGGAGAUCAUUCUUUGCCGGAAAUACUUAGGAUCAUUUUUUGAGGUUGUGCAAGACGCGACCGGAGCCAUUUCAGAGAAAAAGAGAAACAAGCCGCUUGGCGCUUUGCUUGGACUUUUUUUGGCGUUUUUUUUGCGUUUUGCAGCUUUUUUUUGGCGUUUUUCGGCUUUUUUUUUGCGUUUUUGGGCUUUUUUUUGCAAAACCGCGGAAAAUGACCGCGGGCCCGCCGGAAUCCGCAAAAGCAAGAAGGCGGGCGGCUGGGACCGGGCUGCGGCCUUCUUCAGCAUUUCGUCGGGGGCCGUGGGGUUGCUUCCUUUUCCCGCGCACUCAGCGCGGCCGCCGACGGGGUUCCCGGCCGCUUCGUUUUUCUGCGUUUCGCCAUUUUUUUUGCCGAUUUUGCGGAAAAAUGUUGGGAAACAGCAAGAAAAGGGGCACCGUUGGCCCCCCGCGAGCCCCGGCGCCUGGGCUGCUCCCCCUUCCCUCUCGGGGGUGUCGCCUGGGCUUUUGGCGCUUUGGACUUUGCUUUUUUGGGGUUUUUUUGGCGCUUUUGCGCAUUUUUUUUUGCGUUUCUACCCUUUUUUUUGGCGUUUUUGGGCUUUUUCAUGGCCAAAUCGCGAAAAAUGAACGCGGGCCCGUCGGAAUCGAGAAAGGCAAGAAGGCGCGCGGCCGGGACCAGUGUGUGGCCCUUUUCAGCAGUGCGCCUGGGGCCGUGCGCCCGGGUGCCGUGGAAUCGCUCCCCUUCCCCGCAAACUUAGCGCGGGUGCCGACGGGGGCCCCGGCCGCCUCGUUUUUCUGCGUUUCGCGACUUUUUUUGCCGCUUUUGCGGAAAAACCUUACGAAACAGGGAAAAAAGGGCCACCGUUGGCCCCCCGGAAGCCCAGGCGCCUGGGCUCAUUCCCUCGCCCCCCCCGGGGGCGUCGCCUGGGCUUGCGGGGGGCCAGCGGUGGCCCUUUUCUUCUUGUUUCCGGACAUUUUUUCGCAAAAUCGGGAAAAAAAGUUGCGAAACGCAGAAAAACAAGGUGCUUGGGACGGGAAGCAUGACAUCUGGCCGCCCGGGGUCCCCGGGGUAUUUUCGGCGCGUGGCCUCUUUAUUUAUGGGCCUCACCCUCAUGGCCUACAAGCCAUUGCCGGUGGGAUCCUUCCCGGCGAUUCGUUUUUCGCGGUUCCGCGCUCAGCUUCGCAACAAAAACUUGCGAAAUUAGCAAAAAAACUUGCGAAAAUGGCAGAAAAACUUGCGAAAAUCGCAAAAAAAACUUGCGAAAAUGGCAAAAAUAUUUGCGAAAAUGGCAAAAAACGGCGGGCAUUGGCCUCCCGAAAUUCCACAAGCGGCGCGCGCCUGUUUCAUGCCGCAGCCACUCGAAACCCCGGCGAGGGCUACUUGAAAUCUAAGUCGAACCUAAGUCGAACCUAAGUCAAACCUAAGUCAAACCUAAGUCGAAAAUGAGGGGGGUCGGAUUUUGGCCUAAGUGAAACCUAAGUCAAACCUAAGUCAAACCUAAGUCAAACCUAAGUCAAACCUAAGUGAAGCCGCAUGGUAUGGCCCAACUUUCACUUAGGAAAAACUUAGGUUUCACUUAGGAAAAACUUAGGCUCAACUUAGGUUUCACUUAGGGUUUUCCGCACUUUGCCGAAUUUUUUGCCGAAUUUUUCUGAUUUUUUUGGCGGAUGAUUCUGAUUUUUUUGGACAUGAUUUGUGGUGGAACUUCAUGACUUGCUUCGAGCCCGGAUGCCGCGGGCCAUCUGUCUUGUCGCGUCCGCCAUUGCCCUAAUGUUGGGAAGCCGUGCCUUCGGCUGUUUUGCCACCCGGCGGCGGCAGGUGGGCCGCAGUGUUUGGUUUCUACGUUUUGCCAUCUUUUUUCGCGUUUUCGGGAUUUUUUUGCUGCGUUUUGUACAUUUUUUUUCGGGUUUUGCGGGUUUUCGUUCGAGGGCUGCCCGGCCACUCGCAAGGAAAUUCGCUUUCCCGCAAUUGGCUGGAGAAAACCCGAUCGAAAACCGGCAAGGACAAAUAAAAAAGAAGGAAAAUGCGAAAAAAAAGCUGCAAAACGCGAAAAAAAAGUUGCAAAACGCGAAAAAAAAGCUGCAAAUCACGAAAAAACGAACACGCCCCGCUUGUGGGAACAGGAACAAAUUGGCCGGGCCACUGGAGGCUGGAGAAGGCCCGCGGCCUUAGCAUAGAUAUCUAUGUUCACUGGCCUACAACAUUAGGUUGUUUCUCCUGGUGGGUCCAUAAGCCUGUUUUUGUUUGUGUAGGUGCGGUCCGCCUGCGCUGCGCCUAAUAACUGAAGCGGCGGCUCGACCUCGUUUCUAAGUCCUAGCCUCUACUAGCGGCUCGAUUGCCUUCUUGUGGGCGCGCUUCAUUGAUUUCCGUCCGCGUGUUUUUGUGAGUAGCAAGCUGAGAAAUAUAGAGUGACACACGAGUGCACCCAGGAGCGCAAGCACCACUUCCGUGCUCCCAUCGGUUCUUUUUUUCCGUUUUUUCUCGUCCAUGGUGGGCGCGAGCUCGUCCUUUUUUUCCUGGAUAUGUAUAAGAUUGUCACUCUUUUUUUCUUUGUGGAAGCAAGUCCUUCAUUGCAGAAGCUAGCAAGCUUGCUAGUGCUACUUCUUUCUACUAGUGUUACUACUGUUGCUACUACCACUGCCACUACCCAGAAAAACCUUCGUCCUCGAUUACCAAACACAAGCAGGUUGCUUAGGUAACCCGAGCCAAGUACGGGGUGCUUUCGUAGCGCCAAAAAUCUAUUUUCAAAAACCCGUUUGUUUCGAAAAAACUUUUAAUUCUGAACAACAACAAAGUAAAAGCAUAGCCAUGGCGUGGAAAUUUACUCCCGAGUUUGCGCUCGCUGAGCUGCAGAAAGCAGCAAAGGGCGUCGGGCUGACCAAGAAGGAUUUGUCAAGUUUGAACCUUCAAUGGGAAGAGAUUCCGCUCGGAUUGCAGAACGAGUGCAGGACGCACUUCCGGCAGGAAAAGCCCACGGCGAAGCAAGUGGGGAAAUUACGUGGUACGGUGGCGUUCCAGCAGUGGUUGACCGAAGCGCAGCAGCGUAUUUUUAUCCUCUUUCACACAAAAACGGCAGCCCAUAGCUGCCGCAGCUGCAAGUUCUUUGUCGUUUAUAAGAUGAGCUAUUCCUAUAUUGAUAGCCUCGUCGCGAAGCUUUUGCAUGGUUAGUACAUAGCUAGGUAGAUAGAAGAUGCCACAGUAUUAGACUCAGUCUGCGCCAUAAGAGUAAACGCAUGGCCCUGAGUGGCAAAGAAAUCGACUAGCAAAAUAAAACCAAAACUCAGGUUGCGAACAAUCCGCCAAAGCCAAAAAAGACGCUAAAAAGAAGAAGGCGAUGAGGGACCCGUUCGACCUCGACUUCGAUUCAAAUGCGGAGCUGGGCGAUGAGGAUGAAUACGAAGAGGAACCGGACCGGGUCGACGGAUUGUUAAAGCAGUUCAUGCUGAAUGUUAACGCCGCCCCGAGGGCCGCGCACGCAAAGGUGAACGCUUGGGCGAGCCCGCUGUGCUUCAGCAUUACCGUAUGACAGAUAAAAAAAUGAGUCUAGGCCUGGAAGAGUGGGGAUUUGUGAUGCAUGUUAUGCAUGAGCCACGGCACUCGCGUCCUCUACGAUGUCGCUCCCGCAUGACUGCCGUUUUUAUACUUUCGCAUGACAGACUUUUUCUCUGUGGGCAUGCUGAUGCCGGACUUAUUUUCGCAUGGCAGACAUAUUUUCGCAUGACAGACCUACUUCCGCAGGACAAACUUACUUUCGCAUGACAGACUGCUUAAUUUGCUGUGUGAUCAAAUGCAACGGCACAGGCUGCACCCUUCCAGGCCCAGUCAUUUCUGUUUGCGCUGCAUACAGAAAGUCCAAGGACAAAACAAAUUUCCAGCAACUCGCCCUGCGACUCAAAAAGAAUGUCUACAACGCCGCGCCGCACAACGGUCGGGACCUGCGCCACGGUGUCCACAAGGUGAUGUGGACCCUAAUGGCACGGGUUGCCGUCAAUUGCACUGUGGAGACGUUUAUGACUUGGUAAUUUUUUUUUACACUGGUAUUGUCAUGAUAGGCUUCUCAUGCCAGCUAUGGCGUUUUCAUGAUCGCGAGCACUUAUAAUUUUGAUUUUCAUGAUGACUAUGCUUUUCCUUUCUUCAACAUUGACGGUUUAGGCUUGUCGCAUUUCAGCAUGACUGUCGCGUUGAUUUCCUUUCUUCAGGUGGAAAGGGUUGGGCUUAUCGCACCCGGUCUUCGACCUGGACGGCGUCAAGUCUGCUUUGUGCAGCAACAGCCCGCAGGUCUUGGACUUGCUGACUAUGAAGUGCAAAAGUGUCUGGCUCUGGAAGAGUGUAAACUCGUCAUGCAGCAGGUUUUCCAUGACCCUUGGAUCUGGAAUGCGGAACCUAGCAUGACAGAGUUUGUGAGGUCUCUCUCAUGCCUGUCCUGCAUGAGAUUGAAAGCGAACAGCUUUUGGCACUCAUGCAACACAGAUUUUUGCAUGCUUCAGAUUUAGCAUGACAAGUUGCAUCCUUCCAGACCCAGACACUUUUGCAUUUCAUACUGAUCGACCAGAAACAACAGUUGGUGUCGUUGGCAAACAAGAAGAUCGCAAAAAUGCAGGAGGAAAAGGACAAAAAGGACCCUACAAACAGAACAGUGAUCGUCCUCGACGGCGAGCCGGCGUUCUGGGCGGCGUUUUGCGAUGUACAGUAGUGAUGACGAUGGAGAUUCUGUUUUUUGAAAGUUUGGUAGACGUUAGUUUCAGUAGUGGAGUGUUUGUAGUGCCGUAGUCCUAGUUUUUCUCACAGUGAAGUAGUGCGCUUGAUAUGCUUUGUGACGAACCUGUUCUUUCGUAGUCGCGCACUGUUUGUUAUCUCGUAACUCAAAAAAAAAACGCAAAAAUAAAAGGUUUUGCAAGCGCGGGGCGUUGAUAAGCCUUUGGAGAUUCUCUGCCGGGGUUUGUUGGAUAUCACGAACGGACGCGCACAGGGAAACAAGGCGGCAGUGUACCGGGAGCAGCACCUGGAGCAGCUGCAGCAGAAACAGCAGGAGGAACUACAGCGCAACCAGGAACACCUGCAAACCCUCGCUUCCGACGCACGAAGAAAAUGGGUCGAGCGGAAUCUCGACUCCAUCCAACAAAAAAUGAACAAUCCCCCCGCGGCAGCGGCGGCGAGUAAUCCGGAGUCGAAUCAAGAGCAAUCUUCCGGAUCCGAGGAAGAGUCUUCGGAAUCUGAAAGUCAGGAGCAGGAUGUUGAGUCCGAGAAAGCGCCGGCGGUUUCUGGUGGAUCCAAUAGUAACAACGACGAAUCUUUGCAUGCGGUGGAUGACUCGGAGGCGGAGAUGAACUCGGAAGAGAGCCAGGAGCAGCAGGAGCCGCAGCCGGCGACCACCACGGAUGACCAAGUGGAAGUGCAGACGGAUCAGCACAUGCAGACGGAUGCUGGGCAGAUGACCAUGGCGGAGGAGCUGUUGAGCGCGGAGGCCGCCCUGGAGCGCAGCCAGCCGAUCGAGGACUAUCCCCUGGAGCAAAGUUCGGAGGUCUCCGGCGCCGAGCAGGAGGAGCAGGCGGGCGGGGAAGAUGUGGCGGAGGGAAAUCCGGCCCACCAGGAGCAGGGCCCGGCGGCGGCGGCCCACCAGGAGGAGGAACAUACCUCCCACCAGGAGCAGGAACAUGCGGUCGAUGGCCAGGGCGAGCAGGCGGGUGAGAACAGCAUCGUGGAGAGCAGUAGCAGCAUCGUGGACGAUUUACCGUUGGUCUGCACAGUGGAAGAUGAGACGCUGUACAACAUCUUUUACCAUAACAUGAAAACAGGCGAGAACACUCGCCUGGAGGACAUCACCAAGCUCAUCCAGGAAAACGACGCGGUGAGUGGCUUUAUCAAGUGUAAAAAUGUCUGGGUCUAGAAGAAUGCAACUCGUGAUGCUGCAUUUGGAUUCCAAAAAAAUCUGUCUUGCAUGAGUACCAAAGGAAGUGCAAUUUUUGCUACGCUGAGAAAGCAUUUGUCAUGCGGAAUACGCAUCAAGAAGCCCUCAAAAAAUCUGUAUUGCUAAGGUAUGCAUCACAGACAUCAUGGCUCAUGCAAAACGUGCAUGACAAGUGUCAGAAUCUUCCAGACCCAGACAUUUUUAAAGUUGAUAGGCUUCUAUAUGGAGCAAUUUGAUCCCCUCUGCAGCAGUCCCGUCCAUAAGUACUUGCAGGGCUCGGACGGGAACUUCUACCAGUGGACCGACAUCUCCUGGGCGCACAUCCAGCAGUACACUGCGAAGCCGUUGACUGAGGAAAAAAUCUUGCAGUACGACCUGACUUCCGAGCAAAUGUCGAAAUUGUCGUACGCCGAAUUGACCAAUAAGUCCGUCUUCGACGUGCCGUACUACCAGCGGCUGUGCAUGAAGCUGGAAGAGGGAAAAACCACGACCAUCUUGCCCGGUAUGAUCGGGAUAGAAAAAGCGCGGAGGGGGAUCAUCCGGAAAUUGGUCAUGGACCGGGUGAAGGCCGAGGAGGAAGAGCAGGGCGAGCCGCAGGUGGGUUAGUUUGUUGCUUUGGGAAAAAUAUUCGCUCAUCAUCACAUCGUUCGCUUUCUUCGGCUGUUUGUCAUAUGAGUUUUUUUUCAUAUCUUCAAACCUUUUUUUCGCCCCCGAUAAAUAUAAGCAUGCUGCUACUUGUUGCGCAUAGCCAAGCUUUGAUAUAACAAUUGCAAACUAUGAAAACAGCACGCGGAGGACAACGAGCCCCCCACCGAAGCUCCUGCGAAUUCAGCGCCGUCCAACCUCGCGGCUGCGGUGACGCCGCAGAACCUUACGAAAAAGCUUUUCGAAGGCGGACACGAAGCUCCAGAAGGUGGUGAAGAGGAUGAUGGAGAGAAGGGGAAGAAGCUGAAAAGUACAACGACGGUGAAGCCGAUGAAGCAGCAGCUCGGGCAGAAGCAGUCGAUUUUGCAGAAUAAGCAGCAGCAGCAGCUCGUGGGGCAGACGAAUACGCAAGUGACGGCCGGUGGGAAGAAAGAAGAGGUACUUCUACGAAUUAGUUUUGGAAUGGUCUCGGGUAGGAUUUAGAAUUUUGGCUCUUCGGUACGGCCGGUAGUUGCUUUUCCAAUCAAAUACUUUUCCAGAAACACCAUGAGGAGUUUGUUUCGGAAAUAAAUCAAAUAGUACAACCCUCUCCUACAGUUAGCCGCGUUGCUGAUGAAGUUGGCCGAAGCGGACCGUGGACCCACCAAGACCUACGAGCGGUAUGAGGACACUGUGCGAAAAAUCAAAGCAGAGCACAAAGCACUGUGCCAGAAAGUGUUGGCUACUGGGAACCAGACGGAGCUGGUGGGUUUGCCGGAAAUUUGCAGGCGGAUCACGAGUCGCGGGUACACGCUGGCCCAGGUGAUGAGCCAGUGCUUUGCGCUGGAAUUCCCGGGAAUGGAAGCGGAGCAAAUUGUACAAGUUAUUUUUUCUAAUUCUAGUGCCGCACCUACUUGGACAGUAAAAAGCUUGUUUUUAGUUGGCAAGCGAAGGCUUUUUUGUUUCGGCGAUACCGAGGCAAGUUGUUGUAGCCCACCCGGAGCCAGUGCUUUUAUUUCCAAACCCAAGCCAAAACUUCAGAUCAUCCAGCCGGCGCAGAAGUUCGAAUGGAUGUCGAGGCUGGGCGAUGACGUCAGCCUGUUGCUUGACGGUCUGGAGGACUUUCGACCCAUCCUGGAUGGUAUGACGGGUUUUCACGAAUGUAUGUUGAGCAAGGACGGUUAUUUCUUGCCCGCCCGCUUCCUCUCCCGGCAUCAGCAGUUCUUGUCGUGCAUAGAACAGCUGAUGCCGGGGGCGGUUAGCGCGGCGAAGAAAUCGGAGCACCAGCUGUUGCUGAAACAGCUGCGGACGAACGAGGAAUUCUGCCCCCCGCUCGGUUUGUUGUGGACCGAGCAGGGCAAGCCCAAGGACUCGAAGUACGACCCGUGGGUUCACGUACUGGCGCAGUGCGUCGGUGCGGUGAAGAGUCGCACCAGUUUGGCCGAAUAUGCGGAAGACCGGCAGGAGGUGUACAAAGCGGUCGCCGCCUUCAAUGCGAAGAGCAAAAACGGUGGAUGGAAGGACUUCGUGCUGGGUUUUUCGAAGCAUCUGAAGGAUAUCCAGCAGCCGGACAUCGCGAAAAUUGUUGAGCUGGGGGAACAAGGUACUUGAUCUUGUACCCUUGUAGGGUUUCAUUUGUGCUGGAAGUUGUACGCACUUGCACUUGGGAAUUGUAAUGCGCUCGCACUGGUGCUUGAGCUUGUAGGUACUUGAGCUUGUAGGUACUUGUAGGCGCUUGCGCUUGAACUCGGUGCUUGUGCUUGAACUUGUAGGGUUUUCAACUUUAGAUUUUUGAAUCUAAACUCAAGUUUUCAACUUUUGAGUCUCAGUGUGAGUUCUCCUACAUGGGCUGCAAGUUUUCAAUUAAUUUGUGAAUCUAAACAGGUAACUACAAAAAAGCGGAGGAAAUCAGGGUGAAAAUCACCGCGACGGAGCGGGAUUUCUCCGACAUAAUCCCAGAAUUCCCGCACUGGGUAUCCUGUGCAAAAGUAUCGCACUCGUACUAAUUGCGGCUAUGCAUUCCAAAUCUAGGUCUUAAGAGAAAUCAGCAUUACACAUUUAAUUUGUAAUGCUGAGCCGAUUUGUAAUGCAAUUUAUACUAGUGCGCUACUUUUGCAGUUCAUACUGGCAGGAGUUCGACAACACCACCGCUGUGGGGAAACAGCUCCUCGCCCUGCGGGGUCGCCGAAAGAAGAAGGGAAGCGCAGAACCCGCGGAGCUGAAUUUCCUCGGCUCGGAGGGGCCGGACAUCGAUGACAACCCGAUUUUGGACGACCAGACCCCGAGCGCCACGACCAAAAACAAAAAGAAGCAAUCCAGUCCAGUCCGGAAGCCGGAGGACGACAUCGACGAAUUAGUGCAGCGGAUGGGCAUCAUCUCUCCGUCGAGGGCGGCGGAGGCCAGGCUGCUCAUCCGCAGCUUCGGCGUCCCCACAACCACUACCACCACUACCACCACCAACACCGACCAGGAGCUCAGCGCCUACGGCCUGGCUGGGUACGAGUUGGAUGUUUCCGAAGGGGCCGGACUGCCGGCGGAGCCGAAGUUUCCGAAAAUGAAAGCGAUGAGGAGCAAGAAUAGCAAAAACGUCGAUGCGAAAGAUGCCCGCGACCCGGCCAACCUGGUAAUGCAGGAGGACAUUGUGAUGGAGGACAACAUCCAGUUCCAGGCUGCUGGUGCGGACGGGAACAACAAGCGGAACAACAAGCGGGUGAACAAACAAAGCGUCACCGCCAACGCUCAGCUGAUGACCCCGCUGAAGAAACCGAACCGCAAGAGCAGCAAGAAUAUCGCGGUGGAGCAGCAGGAGGAGCAGAUUCCGGUCGCGCAGGCCCCGGAGGAGCCAACCGCUGCAGGGUCCGCGUCCGGGAAGAAAAACAAAAAUAAGUCGCCGGUGCGGAAAGAAAACACCAAGAACAAGAAUCCGCUCAAGGUCAAGGUGGAGGAGGACCCAGCUGCCGAUGAAGGGCAGGGGGAACAAGAUCAAGGAGGUGCAACGAAGAUGAAGAUGAAGCACGCCGGAAAGAGGAAGUAAAGCGCGAUGAUCAUGAGCAUUGAAGUUAUUUGAUAAUGAUUUGAUCAUAAACUAGAUGCAAUCGUCGAUAAUAUGAUUAGUUUAUGAAUAACUUCUCAUCAAUUUACUAUCGUCUCUGUAAGUAGGAAAAAGUAGCUGACUUCUUUCAGCGCUUACUUCUAUUUUUCCGCGCGACCACUGAGUUCCUCUCCAUUGAUCGAGUCUAUAACCAUGGAUCGAGUUGUUCUUCAUGGAUCGACCAUGCGAUGUAUCUAUUCCAUCUCCAUGCAGCAUACUCGCCAUCUUGAUCGAAAGCGAGUAUUUCAGUCUUGAUUUGCGAGCGGAUAGAUUUACGAUACAGACAUGAGAAGACUGGAAACUAGAGCAAACUUUGGCGACAGCAUGACUUUGUAGAUGAAGAAAUAAUAAAUAAAAAAUAGAUUGCUGGCACGAUAGGAAAAAUUAAAAAAAGCGCAAAGCUUUGCGAUGGCGUCGACAGGAACAGUAAAAAAAAAAUUGCAAGUAUAUAUUGAAGUAGAAAAUAAUUCUAUCUGGAUCGCGGACACUGAAGGCAUAGGUUAGUUAAGCGUGAGUUUUCAUCUCCCCGGAGCCAUAGACUGCUCGUCUACAACUUAUGAAAGAAAAAAUAGAAAGUGAAAAAUAUUAAUAUUUCUUGCGUGGUUACUAGGAGGAGGAGGAGGUUUGCUCCUGGUGAUCUUUUUCGUUGUAAUUCAAAAAUAUAAUUUUCUCUACUCGUGCGGAAGUUGUGUUGCGCUCCUGAAACUUCUUGCGCUCCAAGCACUGGCAGGGCCCUCGUUCUGCGUGGAAAGCUGGAAAACGCGAGCGGUUUGCCGUUUCGAUAGCUCGCGAGCCUUCCGAGCUGACGUUUUCAGCAUUAGACCCUGUUUUGGCUGCAAAAGGUGCGCGCAGCAGGGUAGCUGCGGCGUGCGAACCCUGGCUGCGAAAAGCCAAUGCAGCAACAACAGCGCCAGGGCGGCAGCGCCAGCAUACCGGAACUCGCAGAUGGCUGGGGCAGCUGUCGGGCGGGGCGUCUGAUGGCGUACCGCUUGGAAAUGCGCCACUGUCGCGGUCGCCUUGAGGACGAGGUUUAUCCGGCCCUGCGAAGACUGUGCGCACCCCUCGCGCGCGCUUUGCCGCUCGGGCCGCCCAUCUCCGGGUCUAGCAGCCCAGAACCCAGUCACGGCCCUGUCUGUCCCUCCCGGCAGAAACUCACGCGCCCGAACCUGCUAAAGGGAGGGCGCCCCCACGCUCGCUGGGACUGCGCCAGCGGGCGCCCGUUUCUGUUUUCCCCGUCCCCUCCCUCGCGCCGGUGGGCGCCGCGCCGUGGCGCCUCGCGUUGUCGGCGGACGGAGUUUGGAAAUGUGACGCGGGGCGUGUAGUUGUCAAGCUGGAUUGAGGUGCAAACGCUACUUCCAAACUAUUUUAAUACGAUGAAUAGCAGGAGAAUCAAUUGAAUUUGAAAAAGAAGGUCGUAGAAGUGAUAAAAGCCUAAAAUUAAUUGAUGAGGUCGAUCGUACAGACCUAGGGAUCGACGUCGCACUCUCGCAGGCAGCAGUCGUCCUGUCUGAAAAACCCGAAGCAGAACCCGAGGCCUCGGGGGAAGAAGUAAAGCAUCAGUAAAUGAUAUAUUUAUAUUUAUUCCUAUGUUGAAGAUAUAAAAAAUUUAUGAGGAAAGAUAGCAGGGCAAAAAAAAAACAAGUCCUGCGUAAGAACAAAAGCAAAAAAGAAAAAACGAGAAAUAAAUGGGUCCACAUGAUAUGAACGAAUCAACUCACCGGGGCAUAGACACAAGCAUACACAUGACGGAAAAGUUUACGAUGAAAACAAAACGCCGGAGGCAGCCCUGGCGCCUUCUUUCUAGAAAAGCCUUUGUAAGUAACCUUACCACCGACCGACGGGCUGCGUGUUCGUAACAAAAGGUUGCUCCUUCUGGCCACCUCUUUCUGGAUCGCAGUGAAUCCUGGCCAGAGAGUGCGCUGGUUCUGGCCUUUGUGUUUUCUCGUGCGUUAGUUUUCGUUCUUUUCUCUUCGUCACCUUGCAAUGAUGCCACGAGAUCCAAAGAAAGAACAAGAUAGAGAUACUGCACGAGACAGAUACGAACUAACCGGCAAAACACUACACCACCGCGUGACUUUUUGGCUCGUGCUACAGUAAACGCGCGGCUACUAGUGGGGUGGCGGCUGGAAACGCGCAACAUCCAUGCGCUGCAGUGUUGAAGGCAGGUUCGUAGUUCAAAAAAUUGGUAUUGAUAGUGAACAAUAUGACUCCGCCGCUCGUUUCCAUCCAUCGUUGCUCUCCCAAGAGGCUACUUUCGAGGCUGUCACGCUACCUGACUUCUGCCUUGGCGUGAGCUAGUGCUAUGAGUGACCUCUGCCUUAGCCGACUUCCGUCAUGGCCGGCACAGGCACACCCCGCGAUGUUUUAUUCGCACCAGAGGCGGACCACUUCUGGCCUCUAUUUUUCUUCGUCGAGGAGAGGUGGUGCAACUUUUUGCUUCGCCUAGAAAAAGACCCAGAAGCCGCCACGCUUUCUCCGCCUGCUGGCGAGACGAUCAUCGUCCCGGUCUACCGCAAGCUCGGGUGUUGGGAAACGAGUGAUGACCCGCGGUUGGAUGGCGACGUCAUUCGUGAUGAAGUGACAAUUACAGGUGAGGCGGUUGACAGUUGGUGCGCAACGAAAGGCAGGGCGGAAAAUUCAGACUCUGUGGCGGUCCGGCGGCUGCAGCUCAUUAAUCGCACGGUGAAGAGUUCUCGAACCGCUUGGCAGGAUCGGGUCAGGACCACUUUGGUGUGCUGCUGGGAGAUGAGCGUGAAUUUUAUCUCCGACCUCGAGGAGUGGUUCCCAGGAACCGGGCACAUCUCGGCGUCGCAGUUUGAAACUGCAGCGAAGGCAUUGAUGCGGGUGCCGGAAAACGCGGGCCGCUACUGGAAGAAAGACCAGUAUUGGCGGAGUAAGGAAUCGGAGAAGUAUGUCGCAGCCGCGGAGACAGAGCUGUGGAGCCAGCUAGACGACAAGGCUGCGCGGUUCAAGAAGCGCGGGCGAAACGGCGAAAAAGUCGAAAAAAACGACCUGGUCAAGGAGGCGGUGGAUUGUUGCGGUGUCUGGACGGCCUCCAAGUUCAUUCUCUGGAUGCAGGGUUCAUACGACUUGGACCGCGACCCGGAAGCGGAGCGUUUGCCGGGGUGCCUGCGCGUUGCAUCGAAAUCGACGCUGGUGUUUGGUGGUGGCCCACGUCGCACCCUCAAUCUUUGCUUCCGUCCGGACUACCCAAACGUCGCGACGACGGCAACAAAGAAAAAGUGCGACCUGCAAUUUUUUUCAGAUAACGCCCUGGAGUUCUUCGUGCGAAUGCGGACCCGGAUGACGAAAAACCCCGAAGCAGCGCCAAACUGCCGCAAAGUUUUCGACGUUCGCCGUGGUGAAAACUGGACAGGCAACGAUCUACGGGACAAAAUUCUCUACACGAGCUACCUCUGCGAAUUCAGCCGAUGCUGGAAGCACUUGACCGCGGGUCUGAAGAGGUAGGUGAAGACGCUGCAAUAAGUAGAUCGCUGACCUCGCUAGGUCGUUAACACUGGAAAGUAAGCCUUCUCGUGGUCGAUGAGUCGGCUCCUAGACUCGGCUUCGGCUCUACCCAAAUAAAUUUUCAGAAAAUGAAAAUCCGCUCACGAAGGGCGUCCUGCCGGUUCGCCUGCUAAGAAAGUGGUUUUCAAUGAGUAUGGCGCAGUCUCUGAAGGGGCGUUGGAUCUUGGAUCCGGGGUGUUUCGAUGAUGCCGUGGCAUUCAGGACUCGAGUGCUGCCCGUGGCAGCUUGGGUCGUUCUCGAUGGAUAGGAGGAUCUAGGAAAAACAAGAAAAGAGAUAUUCGACGCAUAGCAAGAUCUAAGAUCUUCUCGAAAGAUUAUGUUGCGAUGGAUAGCAAGAAGUGUCGAUGGACAGCGAGAAAGCACUGACCUAGAAAGAUCUGCAAGCGAGAUGCUUUAUUUUCUGAAUUCCGAGGCAAUGCCUCCACUCGAUCACGAAAAUCGCUGCCCAAGAGUCAGAGGCCCCUAUUCCAUCUGCGAAGCGAUAGCGUCCGCCUGAAAGGCCGCGCAAAUUGAUCUGAUCGACAUUCCCCCACUAAAAAACUGACUCAUUUAAUCUGACCACAUGGAGCUAUGAACAGCAGGACGCCAAUCCAAAAAUAAUGACGCAGGGCACGAGUCAAAAGCUUCCGCGGCGACGUGCUUGCGACUUUCCCAAAUCGCGCAAGAUCCACGUCUAGAACUAGAUAGCACAAAACUCAAAAAAACAGCGAAGAUCUCGGACCGGUUUUAUGAGAUAAAUUGCGGAUCUGUUGUGCACAGUGGCGUCUGCGUCGUCGGAUCAGAAAUGUUGACUCGUUGCCCCUUCUUGCUUGGGCUGAUCAAGAGGGGUCUGUCGAUAUCCUCUCAGACAGUGCGUCGCGUCUUCGCCGCCUCGCUGGGCGGGAUAAAAGUGCAGCUGUCUCUAGUGCAAACAUCGUGCAAAAAAUCAGAUCGCGUGUCGCCCUUUUUCGUUCUUCACCUCUCUAUGUCGCUGAUUCGUAGGCGAGAUUUUGCACCAAGUCGUUGCCGUAAAAUUCGUUCGUGUUGGGCUUUGUCUAAAUUGGUUGGAAUGCUGGAAAGAGGACCGACGGAAAUACGCAGAACGCAUCAAAUUGCCACCGGUCUACGUAGGGCAAUCCAAAAUAAUCAGAACAAAAUCCAGAUAUCAAGCGGGUUUUGAAGCUAAACACGGUGGGACUACACUUAGGAAUCACUUAGGCCAAAUAAUCCUUUAUUGAGAAAAUCCACUAGUAAAAAAUGUGUGUUUUUUUUUGUGCCCAGGCGACCAAGGCAUUGGCAUUUCCCAUGAGGAAGACGAAGAUCCGCCUCUUGGAGAUGCAAUAAAAACCCCACGACCAGAAGUGUCUGCUCUCUUCCAGAUGACCCAGAUCGAUAUUUUCCCCUUGAUGGCAACGGAAAGCUUAGCCUGGACGAGUGGAAAGCAGGUGGCGGAGACUCGGACGACUUUCACGAUAUCGUAUUUACUUAUUCUUUUUCAGAAUCAUCUUCAUCAUCAAUCUCGACAUCAACAUUACAUCUCGUUCUCCUGAUACAAAAGUAAAAAGUACCUCCUACGACCUCUGUAGAGCACGUGCAGAUACUUAGGGCUACUUCAUUGAUGCAUCUUCGCCACGAGGAGGACAACUUGUUGGCCGCUGGUGCACAACUUCUGAACCAUGGACGAUAGAUCUCUUCUUGUAGACUUCUUUGCAUGCAGCAUAAUGCAAAAAUGCUAUAACUACAAAAAACAAACAGGCCGACUUCCGAAAGGGACACGCCGGCUCGCCUGCGUUCAUGACUGGUGUAGACAUUGCAGAAGGGAAUCUAGAUGGCGAACCUGGUCUGAACAGGGAUGAGGUUGCGCUUGGGCAUCUGAUAUGAUCCACAAGAAAUUUCGCGUACUACACGACGUCGAACAAAUGUGGCUUCCGCAUGACAAACUUUUCCGUUCAAAGAACCUCUUCAGCAUGACAAGUUGAAAUUUGUGACGCAUUUUGUACAACAUCAUGUACGGGAAUAAAUUUGUAAUGCAUAUCUGGCGCGAGAGUUUGGAAGCGACGACAAAAUCACCUUGGGCGACCUAAACACUAUGGACGAAGAUGGCGACGGCAAAAUAUCCUGAUUAAAAACGUCCCCACACCAGAGUCAAGAUGGGGAUUUUGCAACACAAACCUAGGAGUUUUGGGAGUCACGCAUGACAAGUUUCAGUCCGGCGUAAGGUAGUGCAAGUUAGCAAGGAAAGCCGCAUCACAAAUCGAUCUGCUGAUCCUGUUUACAGCAUUACAAGUUCUCAAACACGAUUGAAAAUGCCUGUGAUGGGGUUGCGCAUCACAAAUGUUCCUGUGAUGGCAAAUCUGCAUGACAACUCUGGGGUGGGGACGUUUUUACCCAGGAUACAGAAUCGGAGAGAGAGAGUGGCAAGAAAACGGCCUACCACGGGAUGUGUUCAAAGCCAUCUCUAUCCUGGGUAAAAACUGCGUCCCCAGCUGCACCCUAGAGUCAAGAUGUUUUGUUUUUUCGCUGCACAAAUCAACAAGGUAGUUUGGCUUCUUGCGCAUGACAAUCUCCUUGUGCUUUCAGUGUAAAACUACUCAAGUACUCGACCGUGUUUAUCAUGUAAUUGUAAAGAGACAUCACAAAUUCAUCACCUCAUCCGGAUUAGAGCAUGACGAGUCCACCUUCUUGCCACAUAGCAUCUGCAGAGGAUGCUCCUCAUGUCGAGGUUCUUGCGCAUGACAAACAUUGUAGGCAUGCCAUUUUGCAUGACAAAUCUUGGGACGUGGUGAGGACGUUUUUACAAAGGAUAAUCUCGGGUGGACACCACCAGGCUGAGGAGGGUCUGGGAAACGUUAUCCUGAGUAAAAACGUCCCCACACCAUAGCUGUUAUGCAGCUUUGCAAUCACAGGAAGAUUUGUAAUGCGCAUCCCCAUGAGAAGCAUUCCCAAUCGCGUUUUGGACUUUGUAAUGCUGUAAACCGGAAGAUGAGUAGAUGGCUUUCUGAUGCGGCUGCACUUACUGAACUUCACUACAGUACAGAGAGGAACUUGUCAUGCGUGACUCUCAAAACUUCUCGACCUGCUGUGUUGCGAGAUCCCCAUUUUGACUCUGGGGUGGGGAUGUUUUUACUCAGGAUAAACGUCCUCGGGAAGCAAGAAUUCCGUGAUGCUUUCGGAUAUGCAUUGCAAAAGCAUCGUACUAGUAUGGAUUGCAUUACAAAUUUUCUCAGCAUUAGAAAUAGGAUUUGUUAUGCUGUUUUAGUUUUAUCUUUGGAUGGAGUAGAUUUGUAAUGCAUAUAACAGCGAUAAAAAUUACUACAAGUGCGAUACUUUUUGCAUUGCAUAUCCCAACAGACGGCUUGUCAAAAGAUGACAUGAAAGACCUAAUGCAUCCCGACAAUGGUCAUGAUCAGGACGUAUGCCUUGCAAAAAUUAUGUGCCGUAUCAAAAGCAAAAAUGUCUGGGUCUGGAAACUUGUGAUGCUGGGUGGCGUCUCAUGAUGAGGCUACAGAUGCUGGCUCAGCAUGACAAGUUUCUGAGCUCCUAGGUGUUGCCUAUUCUGCAUGACAAACUGCGCUUCUGCAUCACAGAAAAACGGAGUUCUUGAGUAACGUGCAUGACAGAUUUAAGAGUCAUGCCAGACAAGCAUGACAAACAUGAAUUCUUCCAGACCCAGACAUUUUUACAGUUGAUAUGCCGGCGGUCUGGAAGGAUGCAAACUUGUGAUGCUCGCUUUCAGUUGCACGAAAAUCUGUCGUGCACGAGUAGCAUGAAAGGCUGUCCCAACAUUUAUUCGGCUAACUUGAAGAGACGCGAUUUCUCAUGCAGAAUAGGGAUAGGGAUAGGCAUUCCAAAAAGCCCUUGCAAAUAAACUUGUGAUGCUAAGCCCCUUGCUAUUUUUCCAGAUCUUCAGGGAGGUCAUCGUCCAAAACCUGCAUGCCAAACUUCUGCACCCUUCCAGACCGAGAUCGUCGAUAUUUGCAAUGCAUAACGUGACCUCUUCAAGAUGGGCGGUGGUAAGUCCAGCGAUACUGUAGUAUGCGUGGCACCAUCAAAACUGCUUGCCUCGUCGUACCACCUCUGGAGCAAAUUAGUAAUUGCUGAAGAGAUGAACUACAACUUUUUCCGAAAGCGAAAAUGAAACUUGUGAUGCUGAUUUUCAUUUUGAAAUCAAGAUAAUUCCUGUCAUAUUGCGUGCUGGCGGUAUACAACGACCUCCGUUGGCGCGACGAGGAGCACAGUGCGGUGCUUCUGAGUUUGAUAUUCAAUCAGCUGGUUUGAUUGGAAUAAAAUGGAUACGGAACUAUCCACUGCAAACAUCGAUCUGGGUCUGGAACAAGAAUGCAAAAACUUGUGAUGCUGUCUUUGGAUUCUGAAAAAAUCUGUAUUGCAUGAGCAGCAAAGCGAAUGCGAUUUUUGCUACGCGGAGAGGGCAUUUGUCAUGCCGAAUAGGCAUCAAGAAGCCCUCAAAAAAUCUGUGAUGCUAUGGCAUGCAUGACAGACAUCAUGGCUCAUUCAAAACGUUCAUGACAAGUCUCAGAAUCUUCCAGACCCAGACAUAAUUGCAAUUGAUAGGAACACGGCAAACAGAAUGUCGUCACUUGGGAGGAAGCGCAGGCAUAUGUUAGUGCACAACUCCCCCUCUCGCCCCUUCUCUAUUGUGAAAUGCGUCAAAUAGAAAUGCCAAAAUCCGUCUUGCGUGGAACAAACACCGUCUGCAUCAAUAAUUUUCUUGAGCCUGCUCACACUGUGCUCCAUUGUCCGCGUUAAGAUUUGUCAUGUGAGGGCCGUCGCCUGUGCUGCUUUCCCUGUACUGCUUCCCCUUUGCCGGGUUCAGAUUUGUCCUGCGAUUUGUUGUACUUCUGCCGUUGCUCGUGCUGCUGCUCAUAGGUUGAUUUUGAGGGUGACCGGGGGAUUUGUCCACACUGAUGGGCUCGGCGGGAUAGACCGAGGUGCGCGUCAUCAGCUGUUCGGAUGAGAUUCAGAAUGCAGGGUUGCAGCUUUAUUGUCACACGACUCCUAUAUAUAAAGUGAAGUCUUCGACUUGAUUUUAUGCACGCAAGCAAGCAGUUUACGUCUUUACUAAGUGCAAAUCGGAAUCAAAUAAUUUUAAAUAACAGGGACCUUCAACCAAUACGCUGGGGCUGACGGGAGGGUUACACCGUAUUAAAUGCAAUCAUAUGUCUGGGUCUGGAAGGUUGAAUGCAAAACUUGUGCAUCUCGACGAGAACGCGCAUGUUGGGCUGGAAUGCACACAGAAGCACUACAGACUGCUUCGCGAGAUGACCUCCCCGACGCGCAUUCCGCAUGAGAAGUCCGCCUUUUGCCUAGCAAGAGAAGUCUUAGUCGCCUAUGGUCACUGCUACUACUUGCCUAGCAAGCAAUGGGCAACUUGUGCCGACGAUGUUAAACACAUUUUUCUUUUGUGCUCGCAUCAUGACAACCUGCAUUCUUCCAGACGUGGAGGACAUAAAUUUGCAAUGCAUACACCGCAGGACCUAGAGAAUCUCAACAUGGGGGUACGCGGGUGACCGCAAAUAUGGAACUGUCCGGAUUGAAAUCGUCAAAGUCGAAACAGUUUGCCAUGCAUAACAUGCAACACAGAAAAUGCCUGUCUUGCAGAGUAGACUUAAGGGAGGCAGAAGAUUGUAAGCCUCUAGCUUCGGGGUAGAAAUAGAGCUGCUAAAGUAGCAUGACAAAAGGCGUCUUCCUUACCCAAACAGCAUUACAAACUGGAUUUCGGCUCUACCCAAAUUUGUCACGUGCCGCUUAGACAUUGGGCUUGCAACUGGUAUCGAUUUCAUGCAUUGCAAGUUACUUCAACUUUGUCGAUUUCAACUCUGACACAUCCAUACCAAAGUCAUAAAAGAUAUUCCGUACUACGAACAGAGUUACAUCAUCUAGGUCUUUAUAUUUUUGCAUUCGAUUCUUUGCAGAAGAGAUGACUACAACGAACAACGCAGUAGAAGUGGUAAAUAUAGAAGAAAAAGAAGUUCUUGCUCCUGUUUGGUUAUUUUCUUCUCAUGUAGAAAGAUGUAGUAAUUAAGCGUUGAUUUUUGUGUUGAAAUUGAAAAAAAAUUUAGCCCACUCUGGAUACGUAGAGUACGGAGAUACAGUUUUGUAUGGGAUAGCUCGGUAUGAAAUGCAAAAAUGUCUGGGUCUGGAAGAAUGCAAAGGUUUGUCAUGCAGAUUUUCCAUGACCUUGACCCAUGGAGUCUGUGAUGCAUGCCCGAGCGUCAGAGAUUCUGUGACGGCUUUCUGAUGCUCAUACCGCAUGAGAAAUGGCCUCUCCGCGUAGCACAAAUUGCGCCUCUUUUGCUGUUCAUGCAAUACAGAUUUUGUGUAGAGUCCAAAGGUAGCAUCACAAGUUGCAUCCUUCCAGACCCAGACAUAUUUGCAAUGCAUACACCGUGACGAAAACAUGAUCGGCCACGAGGAACAGGAAGUUAUGAACGCAAUGGACCUCGAUAACCGCCUGAGCUAUGGAUUGCAAAUAUUUCAUCUGGAAGAUGUCUGGAAUAAACUUGUGAUCUUCAUCAUGGUGAUCAAAGAUAAUCUUCACAAAGAGUCCUCAAUUACAAUUGACGGGUAAGCAUGACAAGUUUGUGGUUUGCUAGGUGUUGAUGUCAGUUUUUAGCUUGCUAGUGUUUCAGCAUUGCUUGUUGGGUUUCCGGCGUGACAAACUGCGUAGAUUCUGCAUGAUAAAGUCAUUGUAAUGGAGCUUUAUUUGGGGAGCGUGCAUGACAACGUUGAGGGUCAAAGUCAUGCUAGUCGAGCAUGACAAACCUUUACAGUUUUCCAGGCCCUGAAAUAUUUGCACUGCAUAGGACCUACGAGGAAGCGAAAAACCACGACCCCAACCUGCUGGUCGACCAAUCACACGGAGACGGAAAGCACUACAAACUGCUCAGGUGUCACAAUCAUCUCAGUUACACUAGAAGUGCAGAUUCAUGACACAGCACGCAGGUGACUGAUGAUCCGGCCUCUUCUCAACACGGGAAACAGAUGCGCUGGCGCUGCAUGAAAAGUUUAGGAAGUAGCGCCAAACAAACUACACCCCCUAGUUGUAGAGAAAAAAUCUUGCGUAAGAAGUCUCUGUUUGGUACUUCUCAUGCCGUAGUUGAUGCAAGACAAUUUUUGUCGUACUAGCGUUCGAGAUUGUACUAACAUCUGAGCAAGCCAUAAACGCGACCUCCUGGUCCGCGCCCUAGACGAGGACAACAAUGGCGAAGUGAGCAGAGAGGAAUUUUAGUAUAAAAAUACUUAUUUGUGUUUCAGUUUCUAUCUUCAUUGUGUCCGAGUUCUUUUGCAACGUACUACACUGCAAAAGCCAAAUCAUUGACAUUGGCCUGCUACGUAUGUUCGUGAGGGGGUUGAUGCGCGGGUAAUUGUGUAGACACGUGUUUGAUAUAGCAGUUUUACGAUUUUUGAUUGCUCAUGCUACUGUGUAUUCUACUUCACUUCAGCGCUGCGGAUACCUCGAGCCACGAACAAGGAGCGGCUGGCACUUCGGAGCACGGACAGGCAGGGGACUAUGAAAGCCUCAGGUUGGAAAUCCUCAAAGUGGAAAUGAUUUGUAAUGCAAAAAAACGACUCCAGGUGAAGCGGCAUUUGUAGUCGGCGCAUGACAAAUUUCCCGGGCACCUAAAGCAUGUCUGUCAUGCAGUUUAAGGCAAAGGGGUGCCCUUCUGUCGUGCUUGGCAGCACUCCAAUUCUUCACCCCUAGCAGGAAAAUAGUCGGCCUCAAUUGCGUCCUCUGCAAUACAGUCUUUGUUGCGUCACAUUUCAUGCAUCACAAAGCAUUUCCACUUUGAGGAUUUCCAUUCAUUCUGAGGCUUUCAUAGGGACGUUACUGGAAAGGACGGCCUGUCGACCCAAGAAAUUCGGCGAGCCAUGCAUGACCACCCUCAUGUGCCGGACAGCGACUCGCCAGAUACGCCAGCGACGACGGAUCCAAAUCCGCUAGGCCCGACUAGUAGAGAAGUGCACAACGCCCCUUCGACGUCCCCUUCAUUUGUCAUGCAAAAUAUCUUUGCCAUCUGUCCAGCCUACGCUUUAUUGCCACCGGGCUGCACUGAUUCAUUGCAUCAACAUCGCUUUCGGCCGCAGCUCUCGGCCAAGCAGCUGCACCACUAUUUAACUGUAUGUGCUUGUGCAUCGACCUGUCAUCCUGCUGUGCAGAUUUUUCCAUGUAUUCUUGCAGAGGCUAGUAUACAGAUGCUCAUGCCUUACGUGUGGGGAAAAUAGAAGGAGUUGUGCAUUCUCAUAUCGACAGAGCCACCGACAGAUCCAACCGACCCACCGACAUCAGAACCACCGGAACCGACAUCAGAACCACCGGAACCGACAUCAGAACCACCGGAACCGACAUCAGGGCCACCGACAUCAGAUCCACCGACAGAUCCACCCACAGAAGCACCCACAGAAGCACCAACUGAGGUAUGCAUUGCAAAAGCCUCGCGCUUCCAACUAGUGACUGCAAUGAUUGAAAUCAUGGAAGUAAGUCAAAAGUAUGAAAAAUGAAUCAGUCCCACUUCACGAGAACAAGGAUAGAUUUGCGAUGCCGAGAGCGAGAUCAACAUUGCGGUUACUACUUGGAAAUACGACACGUUUGCAUUUGAUAAGAGGCACCCACAGGUGCAGACAAGAACAAGGUGGUCCGAUCGGAAGUGUUUUCGGGUGUCGUCGGCGCGGGACUUGUGGGGGGAGCUGCCCAUCUAGUACACCGGCACCGCCGUAAGAAGAAAGAACAAGAAGAAAACGACCGCAAGCACAAGAAGCACAAGCAUCACCACAAAAGCAAAAGCAAAGAGGACCAAGAUCAUGCCACUUCCUCCUCCUCCUUUGUGGAGGAAAAGCGCGACCUCCAUGAAGGAGCCCCAGCGCUGCUGGCCGACCCAGAAACGACCGUAAACGAAAUGGUGGAAGCGCGCUACAUAUCCAGUGUAUUCGAAAACGUCCCCACGCCAUAGUUGUCAUGCAGAUAAUUUGCAUCUACAGUGCCUGUAAGUGUAAUAGUAAUGCGCAUCCGCAUCAGAGGAAUUGGUAAUCGUGUACUGGGAUUUGUAAUGCUGUAAACGAGAACGUAAGUAUACUAGACAUAAGCAGGCAUCUUGGUAAUGCGGCUUCUGUCCUUGCUAACCAGGAAGCUCGUCAUGCAUCAGUCCCAAAACUUGCAGAUUUGUGUUGCAGGCUUACCAACUUGAAGCUGGGGUGGGAACGUUUUUGCUCAGUAUGAACUGCAAAAGUAUCGUAUUCGUAUAAAUGCAUUACAACUUUCCUCAGCAUGAGAGAUGAAAUUUGUCAUGCGGAUUUACCUUAGGAAGAAAAUUUGUAAUGCAUGACUGCAAUUACUACGAGUGCGAUACUUUUGCACAGGAUACUCAGAAUACUACAACGACGUUUCCGAAUCCUGGUACAGUAGCGACAUGCAGGAUAUCCUGAGUAAAAACGUCCCCACACCAGAGUCAAGAUGUGAAAUUUGCUAGACAAAUCAACCAGCUUUGGUUGUUUCGCAUGACAAGUUUCUUUGUGGUCGUAGUGUCAUCCUGUUUAGCUAGUUCAGCAGCAUCACAGAUCUAGUUUCUCAUGCUGAUUCUAGCGUCACAAAUCCCAAAACACGACUAGCAAAUGCUUCUCAUGGGGCUCCGCAUGAAAAUCUUUUUUUGGCAUGCAGAUUUGCAUGACAGCUGUGGGGUGGGGACGUUUUUACUCAGAACACAGGAGGAAGAUAUUUCAUCCGCGGACAAUGCUGGUGCAGACGCGGCGUCCUCCACUUCCCCCUCCUCCGCAGAGGAAAUCGACUCCGCGGCCGAAAUGGAAGAAGAGCGGGAAGGUGGAAGUGGUGCUACUACCAGCCGUAGCUUCUAUUCGGGGACUAUCCAGGAAAAAACACCCAUCCCCAUCCAAUUUGUCAUGCAAAACAUGCAUAAAGUCCACUAUUUGCCAUGCAAAAAAUGGAUGGGGAUGGGUGUUUUUUCCUGGAUAGGGACCAGCAGUAACGCAUUCGCCUCCUCGUUUCUGGAGCAAGAAGGGGAGCUGCACCAGCCCGCGGCGAAACUGCAGAGCUCGCACCAAGAAAGUAGUAACCAGGAUGAAGAAGUAGAAGUGCUAGCGGGUCGUGCCAAGAGGAUGAAAAAUCCGAAAACGGGCCGCGACGAUCAAGAAGAACAACAAAAACUACACCACAUUGAACUACAAGAUCAGGAACGUGCAUCCUCGACGAACAGCUAUGAUUCCGCGAAAAGCACAACUGCUCCUAGCGUCAAGCGCGGCAAUCUGCGGGGAACCGCGUCAUCGUCGAAGUCUACUUCGUCUGGUGGAGCUGGUAUCAAACAAAAAAGUGCUAACGUUAACGGUUUCCGCAGAUGGCAGUCAUGCAUUACAAAUUUUGCCUUCCAGGCAUGCUACGCAAUACAAAUUCGGGCAACUUUUCUGAUGCAUUACUGCAUCACAAAUUCCGUUAACGUUAACACUUUUCCUUGUGAUAGCUGGUAGUACUACCUCAUCUACUAACGCAGCAGCUGUCGGUGACGCGGCGGCGGCGGGGGGCGAUGAAGUGGAUAGUAGUAGCACAACUACAACGAAGAUCAGCAGCAGAUCCAUUUUUAAUUGGAUGGAUUUCGAUCCGUUCUCCUUCCCGUUCGACUUUGAGUUCCUUCCGUCAUUCCAUUUACCAGCGGCAUUUUCGGAAACACUCAACAACUUGCAGCUACGAUUUUCAACAUCAUCUGUUGGACAAGGAGCAGAACAAGUAGAAUCUCAAGCUGGAGAGGGAACAAGUAGAAUCUCUAGCUCCACGAAGGGUGCUGGCACAAUCAAAACUAGAACUACGUCUUCAUCUACACAAGCGAUACAACCGGGUCCCGUUGACAGCUUUUUGUUUUUAUUCGCAGCAUCGACGGCUGGUCCCCAACAACAUCUACCCUUGUUUGUGGUACUGCUGCUUGUCGUUUGGCUGUUACUCCGCUAUAUUUUUUUCCGGAGGUCGUGGUCGUUGUUCUCCUCGUCCCUGUGGCAGCAACGUGCUCCAGCUGGUGGCAACUCAGCUUCUGCUUCUAGAGCUGAGGGAAGCAGCAUCUGCCCUUCACAAGCCACACGAGCUACUAGCAGCGCCAGCACUAGCGAAACGGCCGUUGAUGUUGCACAUCAGGAUCACAUGAACCGGAAAAAAUUGCAGGGAAAUGAUAGUUCCUGUCCGACGUCCACUAGGGAGAACAAGCAGAAUGAGAGCGAAAAAACCUGCGGCAUUUGCUGCAGCUGGUGCUGCAGCAGAAACAAAAAACCCUUUGAGUUGCGGGAACCGGUGUGGGUUUGA